This is a messenger RNA of Durio zibethinus, 2258 nucleotides long. Its product is annotated as putative methyltransferase At1g29790. NCBI's taxonomy places the organism in Eukaryota, Viridiplantae, Streptophyta, Magnoliopsida, Malvales, Malvaceae. Gene Ontology annotation, molecular function: methyltransferase activity. The record is from RefSeq and is a predicted model, not a curated record.
AAAGAUAUCUACCCAUGAACGGCUUCAGCUUAUUGGCGAUUGGGUCCUCAACUUGAUAAUCACAAAACAAUUUUUCUUCUUUACCCAAAUCUCGCAGCUCGCCAUAUCACUCAUCCUCGUUCUGAUAACACUGAAAACGAUAAACUUGCACGAGCAGCUGUUAACAAAGGAUUGCAUCGAUUCAUCACAAAGAAAACUACUAUCCAUGAUGAACAAGUGAUGAGUAAUAAACCUUGCGAGGUGUUUCAAAAAUAUUCCUAGAAAUGCUAGGAGAACACCCUGCAUCAAAGCUGCAAGAUAUUUGUCAAAAGAACAAGUUGGAUUUACAUAUGGUGAAAGAGUCAUGGAAGACUACUUACCAUCUUAAAAGGGAUAUAGCAGUUAACAAAGCAGCUAUGGAACCUGUGAUGAUGGACUUGGGAAUUGAUUAUAAGAAUGCAAGAGAUCAGAAAGAUGAAGUUGUGAGCUUUGACGUUACGUUGAUGAGUGGGGUAGACAUAAACAGAAAUCAUCUUUAACCAACUGAUCAUGGCGUUCCUUACCAUGGAUACUCAUCGCCCAUUUGAGUUUGGUGUUGCUUCAAUGGCGGGCCUCCUCUACCUCGAUGCUGCCACGUGUACGGAAAAAGUUUCACUUAAAACAACAUCUUAACGAAUUCGGAGCCGUUGAUUUAGCUUACUUUAAAUAUUCGGAGCCGUGACAAGUCAAAAAGCCUCUCUGCUCUUUAGGAUAACCCCAGCCGACAGCCUUGCUCUCCUCAGAGUUACACUGUCUUAAAUUAAAUUCUGGAUUUAUUAGUAAAUUAAUCACUCGCAUCUUUCUUCACUGAACAAACAAUAAAAAAUAAUUAAAAAUUCUCUACUUGCUCCACUUCACAAAUCUAACUCUCAUGAAUAGCCAACAACCCAAUUUUGAUUUUCUCUCUUGCUUGACUCUCUAGCAGAGAAGCAAGAGAAAGAAAAACAAGCAAAGAUGGGUUCGGUUUCAUUGAAAAUAGGGGAUGGAACGGCAAGAUUCAAGAGAGCAACACUUUGUUCUUCAGCUGUUAACAUUCUCAUGCUUUUUUCUGUUAUUACCACCAAUCUUUUUGCUUUAUAUGCCUUCACGUAUUCACCUAAACAACACAUAAACAACCCACUUCACCAUCCUCACAAUAACAUCUCUUUAAUCUCUCAACAAGUCUCUUUGAUUAUAAAAGAGAUCGAUUCUUCUCAAAGAAAGCUUGCCCAGAUGGAAAAACAGAUACUUGGUUAUGACACUUUUGAUCUUUCAAGACCCAAUCUUGCAACUGAACUUAAGUUGUUUUUGCAACAUCAUCAGCUUCCUUUGGGAAAAGAUUCAAGAACUGGGAUCACUGAGAUGGUUGCUUCUGUGGGGCAUUUUUGUGAGAAAUCUGCUGAUUUGUUGUCCCAGUACAUGAGUUACAAGGUUUCUGGACCUUGUCCUGAUGACUGGAGUCUUGCUCAGAAGCUAAUUUUGAAGGGAUGUGAGCCUUUGCCAAGAAGGAGGUGCUUGGCCAAGACUGUUCCUAAGGUAGGUCUUAGUUCUUUUCCUGUUUCUCUUUGGAAACCUAUUAGUGAAAAGAUUGUUACUUGGAGUGGUCUUGGUUGCAAGAAUUUUAGCUGCUUGAACAAUAAAAAAUUGAGUAGAGAUUGUGUUGGUUGCUUUGAUUUGGUUAAUGGAUAUGAGACUCAAAAAUAUGUGAAGGGUAGAAGCAAGAAUGAUUUUCUUAUUGAUGAUGUGUUAGCUAUGGGGAGUAGUGGGAUUAGAAUUGGAUUUGAUAUUGGAGGUGGAUCUGGGACUUUUGCUGCUAGAAUGGCUGAGAGGAAUGUGACUGUGAUUACUAACACCUUGAAUGUUGAUGCACCAUAUAGUGAAUUCAUUGCUGCAAGAGGCCUUUUCCCUUUGUUUUUGAGUUUGGAACAUAGGUUUCCAUUCUAUGAUAAUGUGUUUGAUUUGGUUCAUGCCACAAGUGGAUUAGACGUUGGAGGUAAACCAGAAAAAUUGGAGUUCUUGAUGUUUGAUUUAGAUCGCAUUUUGAGGGCGGGUGGCUUGUUUUGGUUAGAUAAUUUUUAUUGUGCUGAUGAUGAAAAGAAGAGGGCUUUAACUCGUUUGAUAGAAAGGUUUGGGUAUAAGAAGCUGAAAUGGGUUAUAGGAGAGAAGACAGAUGCAGCUGGGUCAGGAAAACCCGAAGUUUAUCUAUCCGCUGUUUUACAGAAGCCGGUGAGAAUCUGAUGGUUAAUAGUUCCUGGAAAGUG